AUGGUUGACGAAAGGUAUCUUCAGAAGCUGAUUGACGAGGCAAAGAACCAGCAGCCAGUCACACAGCCCCUGGGGCCUUCUCCAGGGACAAAGCGAUCUGCUAAUUCGGCUUUUGGGCCGACGAUCGAGUUUGACAGGGCAUGCUCCGCGAGUACGGGUCAUCAUGAUGACACAAUGCCUCUAUACGAUCCAAACGAUCAUGAACGAAGUGUUUGGGCCAACCCAUUUACAUUGCCAUCCAGGACGGUGAAUGGUCUGUACAAGGGAAAUACCGGCUGGAGCUGGCUGGCUCCCACAUCAUUAUGGUCACUGACGACUCGUCUUUCUCUCAUGAUGUCUGAGCAUCUGCAUCUAGAGUCACCGUACAGAGUUUCAAGCUCAUUAGACAAAGAGGUCUACCCGCUAACUUGGCGGCCGGCCCUUAUUGAGGACCCUCCGGAUAUCAGUGGACUCCCCUCCAUUGACGACGCACUAUACUUAUUCAACACAGUCAAGCACCACCUUGAUCAACACUAUCGAUUCUUCGAUGAAGAUGCAUUCACGGGCCACUUACAUGAGUUCUACAAUGGUAACUCACAGCGAAAAGCGAGUGAAGACUGCCUUUGGUUUGUGCACUUCUUGCUAGUCCAUGCGUUCGGUAAUGCAUUUCUCUUGCGUUCUCGAAAUAGUAGGGACCCUCCAGGUUCUAAAUUCUUCAUACGCGCCAUGUCCCUUCUGCCUGAUUACACAACCCUCUGGACUAAAGGGCUACUUGCGGUGGAGGUCUUGGCUCUGGCUGGUCUUUAUCUCUAUUCUAUUGACCAUCGGGAGCUAGCCAAUGAGCUAGCCAAUGUUGUUCAAGCUAUAAGGAUCGCACAGCUGGAUGGACUACACAUAGAACUUCCGGAGGAUGAGCUUGGCGUCGCGACAGUGAACCGCUGCCGUAAUCUUUGGUGGACACUUUACGUGAUGGAUCGACACAUAUCUUCUUCCUUGGGCCUCCCGAUGGCUAUCCAGGAAAGCGAUAUUACGACUGUCUUGAAUCCAGCCCGUGGAGGCUCACGGCAUGAUGCCACCUUGAGAUUGCAUGUCAAGUUGUCAUACUUGUUCACCUCCAUAUUAUCAUCAAUAUAUAAAAACGAAAAAACAGAUUUGGGAACAUUUCUCGAGAAGACAAGAACAAUUUUGCAAACCAUGCCUGCCUACGCUCUGGAGAUCGAAGAAAUUGUUUACCCUGCAAACCAUACAGGCUCAGUGGAGACAAUGCCCAAGGGAACAAGAUAUAUCACACUAUUAUACCAUCAGUGUGUCUUAGUGGCAACUCGACCGCUCCUCCUAUCCGUUUUAAAGGAACGACUAGAGAGGUUGGGACAACAAAAGGAAGAUUUGCAAAGCUUUCUCAGUCCAACCAAAGCUCUGAUAUCCACUGGCAUCAAAUCAGCAAUCAAGACCCUGCAAAUACUGAGCGACGAAGAUAGUCUUCUCGAAAUAUUUCUCCCAUUCGAAAUGGAAGUCACAUACGGAGCUGCUCUGCAUCUAAUAAUGGCAAAUACCCUCUUCUCCCACGCUACAGAAGGACCAGAAUAUACAGCCAAGGCGCACGCGAUUCUUGACGAGAUGGUCGCAAAAGGCAAUAGACUAGCAGCUGCUCGAAAAACAGAGCUUACGCACCUGGAAGGCCUUUUCGACGAAUUCGCUAUGAGGAUCAAACAUUAUGGCCUGCAGGAACUAUUCCUGACCACACCCGACCAAUCUGAAAAUGUGACGAAUAUUCCUCCCCACCAUUUAAGCCAGAUGGAACAAUCCGCAGCACAUCUCCAGACGCCUGAUACAUACGACAUGGACGGCUACCCAUCCACCGCUCGGUUGCCUAAUGGUGUCGAGCUCUUGGAUGAUAUUGGAAUCUCAUCAUAUGAGUUUUCGUCGAUUAUUGACCAGAUCGGUGGGACCGAUAGCAGUGUCCUUGACUCUAGGUUUUCUUUAUAA
Molecule: messenger RNA, 1965 nt
Organism: Penicillium cinerascens
Lineage: Eukaryota; Fungi; Ascomycota; Eurotiomycetes; Eurotiales; Aspergillaceae
Product: fungal specific transcription factor domain-containing protein
Exons: 8
Coding region: 1-1965 (654 amino acids)
Biological process (GO): DNA-templated transcription; positive regulation of transcription by RNA polymerase II
Cellular component (GO): nucleus
Molecular function (GO): zinc ion binding; sequence-specific DNA binding
Source: RefSeq, a predicted model, not a curated record